AUGGAGAACUACCCAUUGAAUAAUUCAUCCUACCCGGAUUCCGUAAAUUCCUCCCCACGGUCCCUCGAAAAUUCCUCCGGGGAUGAGGCCAUUUCUUCUUCAUCUGCCUACUUCAAAGUCAAGUUCUUGUGCAGUUACGGCGGUAAAAUCCUCCCCCGCCCUCAUGACAACCAGCUCACUUACGUUGGCGGCGACACCAAAAUUUUAGCGGUUGAUAGGAACAUCAAGUACUCCAUGUUCAUCUCUAAACUCUCUUCGCUUUCUGAUUCCUCUGAAGUAAGUUUUAAGUAUCAGUUGCCCGGAGAAGACCUUGAUGUUGUUUCUAGUGCAGAGCUGGUAAAGAAUCCAAGAACGAAUAUUGGUGGAUACGAUGCUAAGUUUUUGUGGAUGGGAGUCAGCAGUAAAUUUAAUGUUAGUCAGGCUGUCUUUGUUGCACCUUAUUGA
Messenger RNA from Coffea arabica (coffee), 444 nucleotides. RefSeq names its product RAF-like serine/threonine-protein kinase PRAF. Gene Ontology annotation, molecular function: protein binding. Lineage: Eukaryota; Viridiplantae; Streptophyta; Magnoliopsida; Gentianales; Rubiaceae. The record is from RefSeq and is a predicted model, not a curated record.